GACAAUUUGACACUUCUCUCAACAACUUCUAUUUUUUGGUUGAAUCAUCUCUAUUCAAGGAGCAUAUUUUACUUUUAUUUACCACUUUUUCUCAAAAAAAAAAAAAAAAAUAGGAAACGACAAAGUUCAUACGUGAACCACUCGCGUCAAUUUAAAGCCACUCUCCGGGCUACAAAACCUUCCUCUCAGGCGUGCUCCCUAUCGUGAUCCUCAUGGUAUAGUGUUUCCGUUUACUGAUAUAGUUCUAUUUUCCCUAUUUUGCUUCUGCUCUUCAGUUUCAUACAGUCGUCUGCCUAUCUCUUCGUUUCAGUCUGCGUUCUUUUAACAGUAAUGAAGUAAUGCCUUCUCCUCCCAACAUUUGUGGGACAUAUCAUAAUCAAAGUGGGAAGGAGGGAGUAAUACUUUAUCUAUUUCGUGGCGAGCUAUUGCUUUUGAUUUUUGUCAUUCUUUUUCCACUGUUCACAGUAUUAUGGAGCACAUUUUUACGCGUGUGUAUGCAUUUGCCAUGUUUGAUACUAGCGAUUUAUAUCACAUGCCCUAGAUAUUACAGGUUGAUGUGUGUCAAUAUAUGUGCGUGACUGCGUGUAGAGUAUAUUUUUGACAUAUCCUCCUACAAUCCUCCAUCAAUUGUGUAUUUGAUUAUUCUUUCGAGAUUGGUUAGAAUGUAUUUGAGAUUUACAUGCUGUUUCUAGGCUCUUCCUAAUCAGAAAACUGUGGACUACCCAAGCUUCAAGCUAGUCAUAGUUGGUGAUGGAGGGACUGGAAAAACUACAUUUGUGAAGAGGCAUCUCACUGGUGAAUUCGAGAAGAGAUAUGAACCUACCAUUGGUGUUGAGGUUCAUCCUCUGGACUUCCAAACAACCCAUGGAAAGAUCCGCUUCUACUGCUGGGACACAGCUGGACAAGAGAAGUUUGGAGGACUCCGUGAUGGUUACUACAUUCAUGGUCAAUGUGCAAUUAUUAUGUUUGAUGUUACUGCACGGUUGACUUACAAGAAUGUUCCCACCUGGCACCGUGAUCUUUGCAGGGUUUGUGAAAAUAUUCCCAUUGUUCUUUGUGGAAACAAAGUUGACGUCAAGAACAGGCAGGUGAAAGCAAAGCAAGUUACAUUCCACAGGAAGAAGAAUUUGCAGUACUAUGAGAUCUCUGCGAAGAGCAACUAUAAUUUUGAGAAGCCUUUCUUGUAUCUUACCAGGAAGCUUGCUGGGGACCCCACUAUUCAAUUCAGCGGUGACAUUGCUCUGCGUCCUCCAGAAGUACAAAUUGACCUUGAUGCACAACAAUUGCAUGAAAGAGAGCUAGAAGAUGCAGCUAACAUGCCACUUCCCGAUGAUGAUGAUGCAUUCGAAUAGUGUUCUUUUUGUGUGUGAGGGGUGGGGUGGGGUGGGGGCUUUUAUCAUUCCUACUUAAGCAAUCCCCUUGAUGUUAUUUGGUUGAGCUUUAUCUCGUUUAGGUGAACUACUUUGCCAUUGUUGGUUUCCUUUGUUGACUUUUUAUUUCUAUUUCCUUUUUACUUAUAUGGGAGCCCAGUCAUUAAUCGCCUGCUAAUCUGCAUAUAGAGUUUUCUUGUUUGGGAUCUGAAUGUGUGUUUACCUUAAAUCCCAAUUCUAAAUGCAGUGCUUGAAUCUCUAAUUUUUGUUGGGAUGAAUCAGACACUGAUUGUGUCUCCGUAC
Cuscuta epithymum is the source of this 1673-nucleotide messenger RNA. NCBI's taxonomy places the organism in Eukaryota, Viridiplantae, Streptophyta, Magnoliopsida, Solanales, Convolvulaceae. The record is from the annotation of a GenBank genome assembly.